This is a messenger RNA of Dacryopinax primogenitus, 989 nucleotides long. Its product is annotated as adenylate kinase 1. NCBI's taxonomy places the organism in Eukaryota, Fungi, Basidiomycota, Dacrymycetes, Dacrymycetales, Dacrymycetaceae. Gene Ontology annotation, molecular function: AMP kinase activity; ATP binding. The transcript has 3 exons. The record is from RefSeq and is a predicted model, not a curated record. Bases 92 to 928 code for a protein of 278 amino acids. Gene Ontology annotation, biological process: ADP biosynthetic process. Gene Ontology annotation, cellular component: mitochondrion; cytoplasm.
CGUCACUUCACUCCAUCUUUCGUCCUCGCCCCCCUCGGUGUCGCCCCUUCACCUUCCCCGCACCACCAUCACCCCUCAGUGCGCCCCAGGAAUGGCCUCCGACGGCAAGAAGCCCCAUGAGGAGGAGAUCGCCUACCUCAAGAACCUCGUAUCCCAGCUCAAUACAAAGAUUGAGACUCUUGAGACCAAGGCCAAGGUUGCUGCUAGUCAUGUUGCGGAGAGCGCGAAAGCCGCUGUUGCGAGUGCUACGUCCGCCUUGACUCCCGCACAGCAGCUCAGGAUGAUCUUGGUUGGUCCUCCUGGUGCUGGCAAGGGUACCCAGGCCCCGCAAAUCCGCGACAAGUGGUGUAUCUGCCAUCUCGCUACGGGAGACAUGCUUCGGGAUCAAGUCUCCAAGCAAACCCCACUUGGCCAGGAGGCAAAGAAGAUCAUGGACGCUGGCGGGCUCGUCUCAGACAAGAUCAUGGUGAGGAUGAUCAAGGACCAGUUGGAGACGAACAAGGAAUGUAAGAACGGAUUCAUACUCGAUGGGUUCCCUCGCACAGUCCCGCAAGCAGAGAAGCUCGACCAAAUGCUCGCUGACAGGAAAGAGAAGCUGGAUCAUGUUGUUGAGCUCAAGAUUGACGAUUCGCUCCUCAUCUCCCGCAUCACCGGUCGUCUGAUCCACAUGGCUUCUGGCCGUACGUACCACAGGGAAUUCAAUCCGCCCAAAAAGCCUAUGACAGAUGACGUUACUGGCGAGCCUUUGACCCAGCGCUCCGACGACAACGUCGAAACUCUGCGCAAGCGACUGGUGUCGUACCACAAUAGCACGGGUCCCGUAUUAGAAUACUACAAGAAGCAAGGCAUCUGGCAACAGGUGGACGCUGCACAGUCACCCAAGGUCGUUUGGGAGAGUUUGCAGAAGAUACUGCUGGCUAAGAAAUGAGCACUGCAAGGUGCAGAUCCUGUACACGCAGUAGUAUUUCAAAAGAACGGACUGUUCCUCC